Molecule: messenger RNA, 5261 nt
Organism: Callithrix jacchus (white-tufted-ear marmoset)
Lineage: Eukaryota; Metazoa; Chordata; Mammalia; Primates; Cebidae
Source: RefSeq, a predicted model, not a curated record
UAAAAUAAUAACAUAUAAUGCGGGAAAAGAAUCUAGGCCCUUCCACGCGCUUGUGGGCGCGGGGGCCCCAGAGUGCUCGUGGUUCCGCACUAGGUGUCUGUGGGGGGGCAGGAACCGGAACCAUGGGUGGGACCGCCAGCACCCGCCGAGUCACCUUCGAGGCGGAUGAGAAUGAGAACAUCACCGUGGUGAAGGGCAUCCGGCUUUCGGAAAAUGUGAUUGAUCGAAUGAAGGAAUCCUCUCCAUCUGGCUCGAAGUCUCAGCGGUAUUCUGGUGCUUAUGGUGCCUCAGUUUCUGAUGAAGAAUUGAAAAGAAGAGUAGCUAAGGAGCUGGCAUUGGAGCAAGCCAAGAAAGAAUCUGAAGAUCAGAAACCACUAAAGCAAGCCAGAGAGCUAGACCAAGAGAGGGCUGCUGCCAAUGAGCAGUUAACCAGAGCCAUCCUUCGGGAGAGGAUAGCAAGUGAGGAGGAACGUGCUAAGGCAAAGCACCUGGCUAGGCAGCUGGAAGAGAAAGACCGAGUGCUCAAGAAGCAGGAUGCAUUCUACAAAGAACAGCUGGCUAGACUGGAGGAGAAGAGCUCAGAGUUCUACAAAGUCACCACUGAACAAUAUCAGAAAGCUGCUGAAGAGGUGGAAGCAAAGUUCAAGCGAUAUAAGUCUCAUCCAGUCUGUGCUGAUCUGCAGGCCAAGAUUCUCCAGUGCUACCAUGAGAACACACAUCAGACCCUCAAAUGUUCCACUCUGGCCAGCCAGUAUAUGCACUGCGUCAAUCAUGCCAAACAGAGCAUGCUUGAGAAGGGAGGCUAAAAACUCAGAACAAGCAAAACACCAUCAACGUCAAUUCCAGAGAUGGAACAUUUUUUUUCCUAGUAAGCAAGCAACCCAUUUGAAGAGAAGACCACUAAUGAGAAGACCACUCGAGAGACACCAGAUAAUGGAUUCAACAGAAUCAUACCACAUUUUGAACAGUGGCAUUUUGAAGGACCAAAGCCUUGACCAGGCAUCAGUCAUUAGAGGACACCCUUCAGUAUUAGUAAACCCUCUUACGACGAUUGAAGGAGAAGGGCAGCCUGCCCGCUCCACCUUUUGGUACUUUCUGUUCAACCUCCACUGACCAUAAAAUGUUUCUCUUCUGAGCGAGCCCCAUUAUUUGGUGAAGCUCCACCCUAACAAAGUGGGAUGGGUGGGGGGCUAAAUGAACUGAAGUGGGGCGAGGAGAGAAUCAGAAAACAUAGCUCUUGGGGCAGCAGUGCGGGGUGGAAUUGUCUAGGCUGCGGGAUGUUGGUUUUGUCUCUCUUUCUUUUCUCCUUUGCUUAUAUAAGAGCAAUUUCAUUUUAACUUACUAUGGCGAUCAUACAGGCAAAAACUUACUAUGGCGAUCAUACAGGCAAAAAGGAGAGAAAAUGUACCUCUUUUACUGGAAUAAUGUUUAUGAUUACAAGUGAGAUAAGGUAUUUUUAUCCAUAUGAAGGCAAACUUGGCUGAUAUAACCUCGAUAGUGAAUACUGACAUCUUUACUUCACUCACUAUCCAUAAUAAAUAUAUUUUCUGACAAAAAAAAAUAACAUAUAAUGAAUAUAUAAAAUUUAUUUUCAUACGAAGUCUUCAAAAUCCAGUUUAUAUUUUAUGGUUACAGCAAGUCUUGGAUUGGACUAGCCACAUUUCUGGGCUCCGUAGCCACAUGUGGCUAAUGGUGACUGUAUUGGACAUUGCAGCUUCUCGGUGCCUCAGAUGUAGCACUCGGGGAGCAAUGGGAAGAGGUAGUUGUUAAAACAUUAAAACUUGGAGGAGAGGCUCUGUGGGACAGAGCUCAGACCUCUGAGGAAGGAGUACUUCCUAGCUGGUAGAUUGCGGUCUCUGACCUCUGAGGAGAGACCUCUGGGUCUGGGACUGAGAUUUUUCAAGAGUGUGCCAGUAGGUAGGGCCAGGGUCUCCAGAAUGGGGUGCACUGAGGCUGACUUUGCAAGCUCAAACAAAGUACAAACUAGACUCAACUGCUACUGCAGCUGGGAAGCAGCAAGACCUGAGUGACGUGAUGGGAAGCAAACUGGAAUGAGCUCCUUGUUCUUCCACCACCUUUGCAGUUUCCCUCUGGCAUCCCUUUUUGGGUCCUAAUAGGGACCCAGCUAUGAAGCAAAAAUGUGUUUACAGACCUCACCUGACUCCCAGCCCCAACAUCAUGAAAUAGAGAGUAGAAGAGAGGUGAGAAGGUGGGAGUCAUAGCCAAAUGUUGAACACAGUAGUCCAUCUUAGGAUAACACUUAAAAAAGAAUUCUAACUAAAUUAAUCACAACAGAUACCUCCAUGUGAGGGAACAUGGAGAGGAUGGGACGCACCCCUGAGGAUCAGUCUUUGCCUUGUGUAUAUGAAUGAUAGACCUGGAUUGUCUCAUAAAGUGCUAAUGAGUUUCAAAGUACUGAAGUCUAAGCUUAGAGUUGGGUUGGGGGGAAAGUCAAAGUAUUCCAACUAUUUCAUUGUACUGUGUUUGUUGGGGUAGUGGUUGAAAAAAAUAGUAGGAACUGUGUUUUUAAACAAUAGUAGAGAAAAGAGUAUGAGAUUUUUUUGGCAGGAGUUACGGGGAGUGUAUGUUAACUUGACACAACCAGGAAAAUCAGGAAAAGGAAAAAAGAGAUAACAAAGUAAAAUUAAUAUUAAACAUAAUAUAAAAUGGAAGAAAUAAGUGUAUCAGUUAUAUUGUUAAUAAUUGUGACUGGGCAUAAUUAACCUUUUAAAGAUCAAGGCUGCCUGAUUGUUAAAAAAACACAUGCACAAUAAGAGCUAUGUAUUUCUGUGAAAUGCAGUGAAAACAAAAUAAUUUGCUUUAAUAUUAAUAAAGGUUAAAAAUUAAUGGAUUGGCAAAGCUGUGCCAAACAGAAAGAAAUAUGAGAAAACAUACAAUCAAAGGUUAUAAACACUUAAACAAUAAAGAAACAAAUUACGUAAUGAUAACGAGUACAGUUUAUAAAGACAGCAGUCAUUAACCUGUAUGUAUCAGUCAAAUUAGCAGCUUAAUGUAUGAAUAAAAAUGAUUCGAAAUUCAAAGUCAAGUUGAUUUACAAAAAUAAUAAGGGACUUUAUGUAAUCAUUUUUUCCUUAAAAAUGUUUACUCUGGCUUCAUGGAGGAGCAUGCUAAGCUUUAACAUUUAGCACAUCUAGUGAGUUAGGUGGUGUGUGUGUGUGUGUGUGUGUGUGUGUGUGUAGGGGAACAGAAAGGCCACUCACAGCCACCUCUUGGCACCACAUCUAAGAAGCUAAAUGUAGGUAUAGGGUGAGAGGUUGCAGUUUGGUUCAAGCUGGACGUUCCUUUGAAAUCAAAGAGAAGAGGAGAAGUAUUGAUUGUUUUCUUCCGUAGGGCUUACAAUGGUAAUGUGAUCUCUUUCUGUGGCCCAAGGUUUGCCUAGCCUUACCAAUGAACAUAAUUUCAAAAUUUGAGUCCUGGCAAAAAUGUAUCCCUUAUGAAAAAGAAACAGGAGUACAAAAUAGUGUAAAAGACUUGAUGUAUGUUUUGUCUACGUAAGUGUACUAUGAUUCUCACAUUAUUUCAUGGCUCACAGUCCUCUUUAUGAGACCGCUACCCAUGUCUCUCAGGUCACUGAACCAGGAUUAUUGUCCUAGUUUCUGUCUUCAGGAGGAAGCCAUUUCACAUUGUCGUCUGUCUGGGGCUCAAGCUGUCCCAUCUUGUAUGGGGCCGCUGCUUGCAGGAAGAGUUGAUAGUUUGCCUAGUAUGGUUCAUGAAAGGGAUUUCCCCAGAGAUGCCUGCAUUUGACCCCAGGUUCCUUUUUCUUCCAGCUGACUUCAUGAUUGUCUAUCUCUAGCAUCUUAGUAAUAAGACAGCCGCAGUGCCCAUUCCAGUGAAGGAUACUACAGGAUAGGAAGCAAGGAGAAGGGUGUACUUUCUAAACAAUGGUAACAGGUCAUCCACCAGCAUUUCCUCCCAUACAUUCUGUAAAACAGGUUAUUAUUUUUUUUUUUUUUUGAGACUGAGUUUUGCUCUUACCCAGGCUGGAGUGCCAUGGCGUGAUCUCGGCUCACUCUAACCUCCGCCUCCUGGGUUCAGGCAAUUCUCCUGCCUCAGCCUCCUGAGUAGCUGGGAUUACAGGCACGUGCCACCAUGCCCAGCUAAUUUUUUGUAUUUUUAGUAGAGAUGGGUUUCACCAUGUUGACCAGCAUGGUCUCGAUCUCUUGACCUCGUGAUCCACCCGCCUUGGCCUCCCAAAGUGCUGGGAUUACAGGCUUGAGCCACCGCGCCCAGCCAAAACAGGUUAUUUUUAAGUCCUGCUCAUAUUGGCACAGUUUAAUGGUGGUGUGUUUACCUCUCCAUUCCCACUAUUAUUCAAUCAUAUAUUGAUUGAAUCUGAUGUGUACUUUAAGAUAAAAAGCUGAUGAUCUUGGUUAAGGUGCCUCUAAAGACUCAGUUCAAGUUAGACAAAGAAAUGGCCAUAGGUCAUUUCAGUGUUUUGUGGUGGUGUGUAUGUUCCUCCUAGGUAGUUUUGAUUGUGAUUUUUUUGAGAGAGAGUGGGUACAAGAACCAUGGAUAUGGUAACAUUAACUUGUGAACUAAAAUCAGAAUACUUUUGAAACAUAAAUGUGUUUCUCAGUGCUGUAGGAGAAUGUAUUUAAGAAGGUCCAAGAGCAUCCAGGACAGGUGGUACUUGUUCCCAAAUGAGAACUGAAAUAGGGACUUUAGGUAUAAAGUAAUACACGAAGUGUAAAUGGGAGGCAAUCAUCUGGAAGGGGGAGAUGAAUGCUAUUUAGGAUUAUGGCGGUGGGUAACCCGUAAUUAUAGUCCUAGGCUUUUAGUUAUGGGCUGAGUUUUUUUUCUCUUGCAUCGUUUUGAAGCUAUGCAGGCACAUUUUGAGAUUGUGACAAAAUUUUAUUGUGAAUUAAAAUAAAAUCACCUUUUCUAUGUUCUGUGGAAAGGAAGGAAACCUUGAUUGUUAAAUUCUGAGUGCCAUUUUCAAUGGUAUUUACACAAAAAUGUAGAUGACCAAAUUAAGUGUCCUCUUGGUUUUAUUCAGAACCAGGUCUUAAUGCUGGUUAAAUACAGUCCUUCCUUGAUACGCAUGGAGGACUGGGUUCCAGGAUCCCUAAGGAUUCCAAAACCCUCAGAUGCUCAAGUUCCUUAUGUAAAAUAGUAUAGGACUUUCAUAUAACAGGUGCACUUCCUCCCAUAUGCUUUCCAUUAUUUCUAGAUGUACUUAUAAUACAAUGUAAGCACUAUGUAAAUAGUUGUUAUACUGUAUGUUAAAAAAUUUGUUUUUU